Molecule: messenger RNA, 917 nt
Organism: Spizellomyces punctatus DAOM BR117
Lineage: Eukaryota; Fungi; Chytridiomycota; Chytridiomycetes; Spizellomycetales; Spizellomycetaceae
Product: iron-sulfur cluster assembly accessory protein
Exons: 2
Coding region: 159-746 (195 amino acids)
Biological process (GO): iron-sulfur cluster assembly
Cellular component (GO): cytoplasm; mitochondrion
Molecular function (GO): 2 iron, 2 sulfur cluster binding
Source: RefSeq, a predicted model, not a curated record
CGAGAUCUCGUUAAGUUUAGAAUUUAAACGUAUUCUCAUCACACUUGCAGAUUGCAUACGAAACUCAUACCCUGGUUAUCUUUGAACGGACAAGUUAUUCAUAUAGACUGUGACUCGCAUCCUCUUCAAUCACCUUCAAACCGUACCACCAUUCAUUCAUGAUGACUGCGUUGACGAGCCGCUGUCUAACUGUUCGCCUUGUCCGUCUCCCGUCACUCUCUUUGACACACGUUGUCCCGCCGCGGAGAUUUGGGCGGUGCAUCCAUUCUCGGCAACAGCCAGGACAACAAGUACAACCACCACAACCACAACCGCGCAACAUGGCCACAGCCGCGCAACAGGCUACACCUACUCCUGCACCUGGUGCAAUAGGUGCACCAGUGAAGAAAACAGGGACAUCCGGGCGAUUUGCUGCCAAGAAAGCAGCUUUAACCUUGACUCCGCGGGCCGUUGAGCGUCUUCGCGUUAUGCUGGGGGAUCCUUCCCGGCCACAAUACCUUAAAGUCGGAACAAAGAAGAAGGGGUGUUCUGGCCUAUCAUACAACCUCGAAUACAUCUCGUCUCCAGGAAGGUUUGAUGAAAUUGUUGAGCAAGAUGGUGUGAAAGUCGUUGUGGAUUCGAAGGCGUUAUUCUCGCUAAUCGGGAGUGAAAUGGACUAUGUGGACGACGUAUUGCAUUCGACGUUUGUGUUCAACAAUCCUAACGUAAAAGAGAUGUGUGGAUGUGGGGAAAGCUUUAUGGUAUAGCGAGGCAGAAUAUGUGCGUUCGCUUGAAUGUGGCAGAUUUUUUGAACAGGAACAUCUGAAAGGCAUCAGUAUCUCUUCUAUACAAUGAUGUUCGAAAGAAUUAUUUAAUGCUGUACGUACUGAUUGACAAUAUGCAAUUUCUAUACAAUUUAUCUAUCUGUCAACGACUGA